CGAAACAGUAUAUUUGAAUUUGAUCUGAUUUUAAUAGGAGUAUUUGGAAAUCGAAACAAAUAUCGAUCCCCUCUUUGAGUGUCGGAAAUACCGAGAAUAUCCCUAACAUAUAACUACAAAAUCCUGACUCUAUAUACACUCCCUCUGCCUCUGUCUGUCACCAACUCCUCACUCCUCCCUUCUCGACGGAGCCUCCGAAGUUACUCUCCAACCACCACCCCCACCCCCACCCACCCAUUAUAUCGACACACUCUCUCUCUCACACACUCCUCAACUGAUCUGUGAGAGAAAAUGCAGAGCGCCGCCAUUACAUUCGCGCCUUCUCUUUCUCUCUCUACCCGUCCGCGCAGCCUCUCCGCUCGCGGCUUCAACCCCAUCGCCGCCCUUCCCAAUGGAAAAUUCCAUUUCGGCGGUGCUGUUUCUGCUCGAAAAUUGAGCCCGAUUAGCUGCUCGCUGAAGCAGAGCGGAUGGGUGGCCGGGCCGAAUCCGGGACUCCCCGAGCCCGAAUCUGAUGGACUUGUGGUUCGUGCCACGGCUGAGAACGCGGGGGCUGCCGAGAUCCCGAAGCCGAAGAGCUCCGCCAUGGAUACGGUGGUGCUCGGAAGUCUAUUCGGGCUCUGGUACCUGUUUAACAUCUACUUCAAUAUCUACAACAAGCAGGUUCUUAAAGCUUUUCACUACCCAAUGACGGUAACCCUUGUGCAAUUUGCGGUCGGGACUGUGCUUGUCGUUACAAUGUGGACAUUAAAUCUGUACAAGCGGCCUAAAAUCAGUGGAUCCCAGCUUGCUGCAAUUCUUCCAUUAGCAAUGGUUCAUACUUUAGGCAACCUCUUCACCAAUAUGAGUCUUGGAAAAGUUGCUGUUUCAUUCACUCAUACGAUCAAAGCCAUGGAGCCCUUCUUCUCUGUGGUCCUCUCUGCCAUGUUUUUGGGAGAGUUUCCUACACUAUGGGUAGUUUCAUCACUUAUGCCAAUUGUUGGUGGAGUAGCUUUGGCAUCAAUGACUGAGGCCUCUUUUAAUUGGGCCGGUUUUUGGAGUGCUAUGGCCUCAAAUUUGACAAAUCAAUCUCGCAAUGUCCUUAGCAAAAAGUUUAUGGUAAAGAAAGAGGACUCCUUAGACAAUAUUACUUUGUUCUCAAUAAUUACCAUUAUGUCCUUCUUCUUGAUGGCACCUAUUGCCUUUUUCAUGGAAGGCUUCAAGCUGACACCUACAUACCUUCAGGCUACUGGGGUGAAUGUCAAUCAGCUUUACACUAGAUCUCUCAUUGCAGCUCUCUGCUUCCAUGCAUAUCAACAGGUGUCGUACAUGAUCUUGCAACGUGUAUCUCCUGUCACCCAUUCCGUAGGCAACUGUGUUAAGCGGGUGGUGGUGAUUGUCACUUCCGUUCUCUUCUUCCGCACACCUGUCUCACCUAUCAACUCUCUAGGCACUGGAGUAGCCCUUGCUGGAGUGUUCUUGUAUUCGAGAGUGAAGCGCAUUAAGCCAAAGCCAAAGGCUGCUUGAGGUUUUGUGUUGGAUCAAAAUUUUGUUGUUGAUUCAGUUUGGUAGACUAGAAAAUCAACCAUUGUUGUAUGCUGCUAGUAAGGACGAGUUUUUCACUUUUCUGUUUUCUUUAUCUUUCCCUACAAAUUAUCCGCAUAUUCUUUCCUGAAUUUUUUCUCCUUGCUACAAAUCUAAUGCUUUCCACAA
This is a messenger RNA of Salvia miltiorrhiza (redroot sage), 1689 nucleotides long. RefSeq names its product triose phosphate/phosphate translocator, non-green plastid, chloroplastic-like. The coding region runs from base 292 to 1503 and encodes 403 amino acids. The transcript has 9 exons. Gene Ontology annotation, molecular function: antiporter activity. The record is from RefSeq and is a predicted model, not a curated record. Gene Ontology annotation, biological process: transmembrane transport. NCBI's taxonomy places the organism in Eukaryota, Viridiplantae, Streptophyta, Magnoliopsida, Lamiales, Lamiaceae. Gene Ontology annotation, cellular component: membrane; Golgi apparatus.